This is a messenger RNA of Antrostomus carolinensis (chuck-will's-widow), 771 nucleotides long. It is a transcript of the gene CLBA1, whose product is annotated as clathrin binding box of aftiphilin containing 1. Lineage: Eukaryota; Metazoa; Chordata; Aves; Caprimulgiformes; Caprimulgidae. The record is from RefSeq and is a predicted model, not a curated record. Gene Ontology annotation, cellular component: trans-Golgi network membrane; AP-1 adaptor complex. Gene Ontology annotation, biological process: intracellular transport. The transcript has 6 exons. Gene Ontology annotation, molecular function: clathrin binding.
AUGGCUGGAUAUGCUGUUGCCACCACUGAUGAGGUGAUUGAAGAUGAAGCAUUGCCUGUGAGUAUAUCAGCACAAAAAGCAGAAUUAAUCACCCUUCGGGGAGCUCUUGAAAUAUCUCAAGGAAAGAAGGCAAACCAAAGCUGUGAGGGUAUAUUUAAGUUGGGCUUUCCAGAAGUCUUGGUAUCACAGUCCAGAGGGAGCAUAAGAAACUUAGAUAAAGUACUUGAUACAAAUAAGAUUAAAAAAAAAUAAAAAGAUGUUAGGAUUCCUGAACUCAUGAAGAAUCAGCUUUGCAUUGAUUCUAGACACAUAUGGAGAACACUUCCAGACUUUGAUAAUAACCCCAGCUUAAGACAUCCCUGGAGUAAAUAUCAUUGCCAACAAAACCUCUGGAGUGUUCUUGGAAUAGAUGCAAAUCAAAAGGACUUUUUGGCGAGCCAGGAUGACAUUUUUGAGGAAUCAAAUGUUAAAGAUAAUGAGGACUUCAGAUUUAAUGGAUUCAGUAUUAAUGACUGCAAAGCAGUGAUCCAGACCAAGCUUUCUGUAUCACUGGGUUCCAGACAUGGUCAUCUUUUCACCUGUAACCUCUCUUUGAAAACUACAUAAUCAAAUGGAGACAUGCAAUAUAUAACAACCCCAAGGAAGAAACACAUUUUCACUACACACAACCUAAAAGUGAAUUUUUUCAGUAGCAAUUGUAAGAUGCCUGUCAAUGCCAGGCAAAUACUUAAACUCCAAAAAUCUCCCAGCUUCCCUGAACGUCUGCUUUAA